Molecule: messenger RNA, 5906 nt
Organism: Salarias fasciatus (jewelled blenny)
Lineage: Eukaryota; Metazoa; Chordata; Actinopteri; Blenniiformes; Blenniidae
Gene: fam13b
Product: family with sequence similarity 13 member B
Exons: 24
Coding region: 508-3633 (1041 amino acids)
Biological process (GO): signal transduction
Source: RefSeq, a predicted model, not a curated record
GGCGGGGUCAGUAUUUGGCAGGUUCGUCCCUGGAGGGUGUGUGCGAGUGUGUGUGUAUUAGUGUGCGUUUGUGUGUAUGUGUGUGUGAACGUGAGUCUCGCUCUCUAAGCAACGAACGACUGCAAUCCGAAAAAGACACCAGGAGCCACAUUAGUUUUUUUUUCUUUGCAAUGCUCCGGCCGCUGUGUUCCCGCUGCGUGCUUUGAUCCGGUGGAAGUUGUCGCCUGUCCGGGCGACCUCCUCAAAUCGAGCCGGAAAUUGAUGCCUGUGGCGCGGCGUCGCUGCGUGUUUUGACCGGUGUAGCUAGAAAGGAAUCCUGCAAGAGGGAUUAGCGGUCCGUCAAUGAGGAACUACCGGCUCAUCUUCUGCCACAACCUGAAGCAGCCAUAGAUGGUUCAGUGGUUUACUGGCCAGGGGAGGAGAGGAUAGGACACACUUUCACUGCUACACGACGUGAGGUCUUGGCGGGGUUGUGGUGAGGAGGAGGAGGAGGAGGAGGAGGCGGCCAUGAGGAAGAGCGUGUCUCCGUUGCCAGGCAAUGAGGGCGGGAGCUCGGCCGGCACCACACGAGUUUUUGGCGUUCCUCUGGAGGAAGUGACACGCACUCACACCAUCAGCGGCCAUGAGGUUCCUGCGCUGGUGAAGCACAUUGUGGAGUACAUCGAGGAGCACGGUCAUCUGGACUUGGAGGGGCUCUUCCUGGUGAACGGCAACGCGGAGCGCGUGGAUUGGCUGCGUCAGCGCUAUGACAGCGGCGAGGAGGUGGAGCUGGAGAAGGAGGCCGACCUGGCGUCGGCGGUCAGCUUGCUGCGGCUCUUCCUGCAGGAGCUUCCCGAGCCCGUCAUCCCCACGGCAAUUCAAGGACACAUCCUGCAGCUUCAUCAAGAUUACAGCAAUGAAGAGGAUGUGUGCAGAAAUCUGAAGUACCUGCUGCAGCAGCUUCCCGCACUGAACUACGGCCUGCUGCGUUUCCUCUGCCGCUUCCUGUCCAGCGUGGCGUCCCUUCAGCAGGAGAGCUGGAACAUCGGGGCGCUGGCCGCCGUCUUCGGACCCGACAUCUUCCAUCUGUCCACAGAGGGAGAGGACCUCCGGGACCAGGAGUCGGUCAGCAGGGUCCUGGCAGAGCUGCUGGACAACCAGGACGGCCUGUUCGACUCGGAGGACGACGACGUCUCCACCACCAACGACUACAGCUCCAUCAACGAACAGAUCACUGAGCUGCUGGAUGAUGAGAAGUGUGAGGCGGAGUGCGAGGAGCUGCCUCAGGACGGGGAGGAAGGUCCCGCCUCCUCCGAAUCACCCCAACACACACACAGUGAAGACGAAACCACAGCCAGCUCACACCUCUCCCCCAUAUCCAUCCUGCCUGCUGACUCCGCUGCAAUAAUUCAGCGAACCAUCAGAGCCGCAGUGGAGCAACAUUUCUACGAGCUCAAAACAUCCAUCGACCAAGAACUCAACCAGGGGGUGAGUCCCAGUGAGCCUGCAGACCAUGAAGAGGAGGAGAGGCAACCUGAGGAGGAGGAGGAGGAAGAGGACAGCCUCACACAGGAGCACCUCAUGAAAGACUCACAGGACUCACUGGACUCUGUCGCCGCCCUGGAGGAGAGCUCAGGAAUGGAGCUGGACGCCGAAGCUGCUGUGGACGCUGAGAACAACCUGAACACUGCCAGGCAGGAGGAUCAGCCCUGUGAGCACUCCGUCACCAUCACCUGUGACUCCAGUUCAUGCUGCUGCGACCAGAACGCCAACACCAGCGAGACCAACAGGAACCAUCUGACGCCAUGCCCGCCCGCCUCCGGCCACAACCCCCACCUGCAGCUCUUCCCGGACAGCCCGUGGGAAGCAUCAUCAACCCCCUUCCAUCUCCAUCUCCCUCCCAUCGACUUCUCAUGUAUGCAUCUGCAGAAAGAAGGCCAAGACCCCGUCCCGGCGUUUAAAUCCUGGCAGGACGAUAACGACAGCGGCGAAGCGCAGCUCUCCCCGCUGGCCGGCCGCAUGGUCCCCCUGCCGCCGCUGCCCCUGGAGGAGGACGGCGAGCAGGACGAGGGGGAGGGCGGGCGGUGCGACUCCCCCUCCUCCUCCCGCUCGCACCCCCACCUCCUGGCGCGCCGCUUUCUGGAUUUCGGCGCCCACGGCGCCCAGCGGUUCCUCCAGCAGGACGCGGACGCCACCUCACCCACCAAAGCACAGAGGCCGAGGAGGGCGUCGUUCGGCUCCAAAGAGGCGAUGAGAGGCGGAGACUCGGUGACUCACCAGCUCACCAAGAAGCUUCAGCAUCUCAAGAAGAAGAUCAAACAGUUUGAAGAGCAGUUCGAGAAGGAGAGGAACUACAAGCCGUCUCACGGAGACAAAGCCGCCAACCCCAAGGUCCUCAAGUGGAUGACCGACCUAACCAAGAUCCGCAGGCAGAUCAAAGGACGCCAGCACCACCUUUUACCCAGAAGCACGCUGAGGCACCAGGCUUUGCUCCAUUCACACAGACGCCACCACGCCCCCUCCUCCUCCUCCUCCUCCUCCUCCUCUGUCUGCUCACCCCCCCAUCACACACUCACCCUCCCCCUCCUCCCCUACUCAAGCCUGAGCUCUAGGCCGUUUCACCUCAACGCCAAACACCGUGCAGAGAUCGAGCUCGGCCCCCAGACUCGCCCUCGCAGCAACACCCUGCCCAAAAGCUUCGGCUCCACGCUGGACCAGAGCGCCUUCGACGCGGCGGCAGAGGUCAAAGGUCCCCGUCCCACCAGGGAGGAGACCCUGGAGCUGAUCCAGCGGAGGGUCAAAGGCAAGAGGGCGGAGGACGGCUGGCCGGACGACAUCAAGAAGAUGACGAAGGAGCAGCUGUCCUGCGAGAAGACGGUCCUCCAGAAGAACCUGCUGCACUACGAGGGCCUCCACGGCCGGCCGGUGACCAGAGAGGAGCGCCUGGUGGUGAAGCCGCUGUACGACCGCUACCGGCUGGUCAAGCAGAUGCUCACCAGAGUCAGCAUCACUCCCGUCACGGUGUCGCCCUCCAGCAAGAGGCGGAGUCAGACCCUGCAGCCCAUCAUCGAGGGGGAGACGGCUCACUUCUGGGAGGAGAUCAAGGAGGAAGAGGAGGAGGAGGAGGAGGAGGAGGAGGAGGAGGAGCGCCGGGGCGGCGGAGGAGCAGAGGAGGAGGAGGAGCGAGCGGAGGAAGAGCGGGAGGAGGAGGAGGAAGAGGAGGAGGAGGCGGAGAGCAGCGGCGGCGAGAUGCAGAGUCCGGAGGUCAUCAUGGCCGUCGACCUCAUGAGUCCCACCGACGGGCCGCUCAAGACCCAGACCCAGACCCAGACCCCGGACCGGGACCCGGCAAUGAGGGACAAGGUGGAGGAGGGCUCAGGGAGGCUGGCCCUGGACCUGAGGCUGUCCAGCUCCAACGCCUCGUCCAUGCCCGAGCUGCUGGAACAGCUGUGGAAGGCCCGAGCAGAGAAGAAGAAGCUGAGGAAGACCAUCAGAGAGUUCGAGGAAGAUUUCUAUCAGCAUAACGGGAGAAACGUCCAGAAGGAGGACCGGGUGCCCAUGCUGGAGGAGUACAGGGAGUACAAGAGGAUCAAGGCCAAGCUCCGCCUCCUGGAGGUCCUCAUCAGCAAGCAGGACUCCUCCAAGUCCAUCUGAGUCCCCAUCAUCAUCAUCAUCAUCAUCAUCAUCAGGAGGCCACGCCCACAUCACCUCUGGCCUCCUGGGCUGCGUCACGUCGGGGGAGGAGCUGAAAGAAAACCCCGAAGCUUUUAAAACCUUUUAUCGGUCUGAAGUCAGAGAGGCUCUCCCAAAUGUUUUAUCCAAUCAUUUUAAAAUAGUUAUGGUUUCCCCCACUUCGUUAACGCAGCACACAUACACACACACACACACACACACACACACACUUUUUCACUCAGACUGUGUGUUAUGUUUUUGUUUCCUGGAGGUCUUCACCGUCUGAACGUGCUUCAGUGUGUUUGUGUUGAGCGACACGGAUUCACAGGUUUAUCAGUUUCCUUUGAGUUUCCUGGUGAGAGCAGAUCCAUCGGAGGCGGCUGUGUUUUCGUUACUGCCGCGCGGCGGCGUGGCGUGGCGUGGCGUGGCGUGGCGGGGUGGGGGGUGGGGGAGGGGUUAAAUACGAAGAGACGAGGAGCCAGUAUCUGGUCCGCGCUGCUUCUUCUUCACUGAACCCAAAAAGAGUGGAAAGCAAUGUGCAGGUCGUCUGAGCAGGUUUCCACGAGCGACGGAGUCUGUGAGGUGCCAACACUGCCAGCACUGAUUUAUUUUUUUAAAACAAAGGCAGCGAGAGAGAGAGAGCGUCCAGUGUGAGGAACCUGGGUUCGAUUCCCUGCUGGCAGGUCGAAUGAGGGUUUGUGGAGGGUGCGAGCAGCAGACGUGGCGUGGGAAGCUUUCGGGCGGUUUGUGUGUUCACAGGUUUGAUGUACAAAGAUGUUAUUUGCACAGCAUUCACCGAAUGCAGCCCUUCUGUGUGUGUUUUCCUUUGUAUUUCUAGAAACGAGGCACUACUUCUAUACAAAUAUAAAUAUAUACUGUACAGAAAAUUAAAAAAAGAGAAAAAAAACACCCGAAGGAAUGAAUGUCAGAAAUGUUUAAAUUAUUUCAAACGUCCUGUUUGGCCCCUUUUUUUUUUCUGGUUCAUUACAUUUGUGAUGCCCUGAGAAUGUGUUUUGUUUGUUUGUUUGUUUUUUCUUCCUUUUUUCUUUUUUAAAAUGCUGAAUAUUGCUAAAAGCUAUCAUAAAGCGUUCAUUUGUGUGAUCCUGACAGUAAUGACUAAUCCUUUUGUAUCUACUCACUAACUGUAAAACCAGCCUGUUCUCUCAUCUCCUGUAAUAUAAGCUAAUAGAAGCAGUACUGUAGUGAGCUUGCAUGGCGAAAACACAACAUAAUCGUACGAGAAAAAGAAAAAAACAUGAUGUAUUGUUUCCAUUGUUUGUGCCAUGAAGAAGAAGAAGAAGAAGAAGAAGCAGCAAUAAUAGAAGUUUUCUUUGUGUGGAGGUUUUUGAAAACAAAAUAAAAAAGGCUUCAGGUCAUAACAGAGGUGAAGGGGCAGCACCAUGGGCUGAGGGACAGGUGUGUGUGGAGCUAUGGGUGGAGUUUUGCCCUCAGUGUUGACUGGCAGGCUCGCGUCUCCCUGACUGCCAGUCCUUUUUCGGGGAUUAAAAUCCCAAAUUACAGAUAAUUCUACAGGUGCAUCUCCAAAAGCAGACCUUUCCGUUCUCCAGAGAGUGAAACUUUUACAUUUUUUACAUUUAACACGCAAACUGAAAUCAUUCAAACCUGUUUUACUGUUAUUAUUCAUUUUUCACUUCAGAGUAAAGAUCACCUACAACACGAGGGUCAAGUGUUGUUGAUCAGGUGUUUUUCACUGAUAUUGUCAUUUUUGGAGAUUCACAUGUAAACACACACACAGUGUGUGUGUCUGCGGCCCAUGGUGUGUGAUCAUCUGCAGUACAGUAUCUCUUGUCUUCUUGUUUUUGUUUUUAUUUUAUCGGGAUGUCUCAUUCUGUCCCACUCUGCCGACUCGGUGGGUUUUCACCACUGCUGCACGGCUGAAAAACCAGGAUCUGUGUGUGAAGAGGCGACGACGGCCUGGAAACUUUCCGAACCUUCUGAGGGGCUUCCUCCCUCCUCGUCUCCUCUUCCUCAGCUCUCUGUUCUUUUUCACUGUGUCGGCAGCACACAGGUAGAGCUCACCUGUCCUGUCUGUGUACAGUAAGCUUCAUGUGACGGUCCAUCCUCAUCCUCUGUUUUAAUCCCAUCGAUAUAUGGUAUGUAUCUAUAUAAAUGUCUUUUCUUACUUUGUGAAUGCUUCUGUUGUUUCUUCAUUGACUUGAAAAAAAUGGAUGAGAAAAUACAAUCAGUAACAAAACAUUUGACACAUGGAAAUAAACUUUACAAGCUUGCCACAA